GUUUCGAGCUAGCUACAAGCUUCUUCCUGAGGAGUAGGGAGGAGGAGGAGAGAGCCAUGGGGAGCAAGGGAGUGGCGCUCGCGGUGAUGCUCUGCCUGAGCAGCGCGGCGGUGGGCGCAUGGGCUCGGCCGGUCUCCACCAAGGACGAUGUCAGCGACGAGAAGUUCCUGUGGCUGAAGAAGCACUUCGGCAAGGGGCUUGGAGUUGGAGGCGGCUUCGGGAAGGGUGGAGGGCUCGGUGGAGGUUACGGGAAAGGUGGCGACUUUGGCAGUGGUGGUCUCGGUAGGGGAGGUGGUGGUGGUCUUGGUGGAGGUGGCGGUGGCGGGUACGGCGGCGGAGGUGGCACUGGACUGGGCAGCGGUGUUGGCCAUGGUAUUGGUGGUGGGUUUGGGAAAGGUGGUGGACUUGGAGGGGGUGUCGGGCAUGGCAUCGGUGGCGGAUUUGGGAAAGGUGGAGGACUCGGCGGUGGUAUUGGCCAUGGACCUGGUGGUGGGUAUGGUAAUGGUGGAGGUAUUGGUGGUGGUAUUGGCCAUGGCAUUGGUGGUGGAUAUGGCAAAGGUGGUGGGCUUGGAGGAGGAAUUGGUAAUGGCAUCGGUGGUGGCUACGGAAAGGGUGGUGGUGUUGGCGGUGGCUAUGGAAAAGGCAGUGGUCUAGGUGGAGGCAUAGGUCAUGGUAUUGGUGGUGGGUACGGCAAGGGUGGUGGACUUGGAGGCGGCACCGGUGGAGGCUAUGGUAAAGGCGGCGGCCUUGGUGGUGGAAUUGGUCAUGGAAUCGGUGGUGGCUUUGGAAAGGGUGGUGGGCUUGGCGGUGGCUUUGGCAAUGGUGGUGGUAGUGGACUCGGAGGAGGAGGCGGUGGUGGGCUUGGUGGCGGUGACGGAGGUGGUUUCGGUGGUGGUGGCGGUAAUGGCAUCGGUGGUGGAUUCGGCAAGGGUGGUGGGUUUGGUUUUGGGUUUGGCAAAGGCGGUGGUGGAGGUAUCGGCGGCGGUCACUGAUACGUUAUUAAGUGUGUUCUGCAGUUCUGUUCACAUGAUCGAGCUCUAUAUUUGCCAUCGAUCGUGAUAAGUUGUGAAAGUUUGUAGUACUGUGUUGGUCGUAUUACUCUCUCCUCACUUGCAGAAAUUUGUUCCCCCACUUGUACGUUGUUAUCAAUUUGGCCAUGGUGCUACCAUUCGCAAUAUGUAGAUACCCCAUCUCCAUGCAUGGUUGGAUGGAAUUAUUAUCAGAAAUAUAAAUGAAGUUACGCAUGAUUUAA
Phragmites australis (common reed) is the source of this 1252-nucleotide messenger RNA. Its product is annotated as glycine-rich cell wall structural protein-like. The transcript has a single exon. The record is from RefSeq and is a predicted model, not a curated record. Bases 57 to 992 code for a protein of 311 amino acids. Lineage: Eukaryota; Viridiplantae; Streptophyta; Magnoliopsida; Poales; Poaceae.